UCUGUAGUAACGCAACAUGAACUACAUUUCCUAUAAGGCGUCGCGGUGUUUGACGUCAUUCAUCCGCGCAGAGCUGAGGUGGCGUUCGAGAGGAGGUUGUUUCCCGGCUGCUCACCUGAAGUCCUCCCUCACCAUGACCAAACUUCUGGAGUGGCUGUUCGGCGUGUCGCUGGUGGGCGCAGUCUGGGCUCUGGUCACGUUCGACCUGUUGGACCUGAGCCUGCCGCAGACGUACAGGGAGGUCGCCUGGCCGAUGCCCCUGUACCUGCUGGUGUCCUUUGGCUGCUACUCCCUGGCCACGGUGGGGUACAGAGUGGCCACGUUCAAUGACUGCGACGAGGCAGCGAGAGAGCUGCAGGAGCAGAUAAAGGAAGCCAAAGAGGACUUGAGGAAAAAGGGAUUAAAGAUGUAGAACUUGAAGACUGUGUAGAAACUUUAGAGGCUGAGAGGGAGGCAUGGACCACUUUCACACACAACCAAGUGUCUGCACUUGUCAAAAACUGAGGGUCUCUUGUUUUGGAUUUGAAUUGUUUUGUUUCUAGGAGACUUUAGGCGAAUAGUCCAUCAGUUUGUUUUAACACAGUGACAUGUCUUUUCAGAUUAGAUAAUGAUCAGACAUGCAUCAGGAAAUUAAAAAUGAACGACCCAGUGGAUGAUUUUCUUGGUUAGUUUACAUUCUCACCAUCUAAAGACCUCGUCUGUAAAGUUACUGAAUGAUACUUAUAAUCUGUCUGUUUGUAGCAGGUGGUUUUACUGAUGAAAGAUCAAGACACAUGGUGUUGUCUUUGGUUGCAAGCUACAUGCACUUAAAAAUCACCCAUGGGAGUCACUGGUAUGCAAAAUUAUCAUCUGUAACCAGUUGCCAAUCACUCAAACGCCAGCAAAUGAACCCCAGAGGUCACACUGGAGCCGUCUGACUAUAGAAGUGUUUCCUCUGAGAAUUCUUUCAAUCUGCGUCAUCUCCGCACAGUGUGAACCCUGUUGUGUGUGUGUGUGUGUGUGUGUCUGGAGAUCGUUGCUUGUCAAUAGAGACGGACUAGAUUGUAUCUGAAUGAAGUGUACAUUCCAUUGUUCAGACAUGUGGCCCGUGGCUGAUGUUGGGACUUAAUUAAACAGGAUUCUAUUUUUCUUCAGUUU
Acanthopagrus latus (yellowfin seabream) is the source of this 1137-nucleotide messenger RNA. RefSeq names its product dolichyl-phosphate mannosyltransferase subunit 3, regulatory (gene dpm3). Gene Ontology annotation, cellular component: dolichol-phosphate-mannose synthase complex; endoplasmic reticulum membrane. The record is from RefSeq and is a predicted model, not a curated record. Gene Ontology annotation, biological process: GPI anchor biosynthetic process. The coding region runs from base 17 to 412 and encodes 131 amino acids. The transcript has 2 exons. Lineage: Eukaryota; Metazoa; Chordata; Actinopteri; Spariformes; Sparidae.